This is a messenger RNA of Photinus pyralis (common eastern firefly), 3218 nucleotides long. RefSeq names its product SWI/SNF-related matrix-associated actin-dependent regulator of chromatin subfamily A containing DEAD/H box 1 homolog (gene Etl1). The coding region runs from base 168 to 3068 and encodes 966 amino acids. The record is from RefSeq and is a predicted model, not a curated record. The transcript has 12 exons. NCBI's taxonomy places the organism in Eukaryota, Metazoa, Arthropoda, Insecta, Coleoptera, Lampyridae. Gene Ontology annotation, molecular function: chromatin binding; ATP binding; DNA binding. Gene Ontology annotation, cellular component: nucleus.
AAGUAGAGCACGAACAGUUAGCUGAUCGACUCGGCCGUAAACUGUAAUUCCUUUUCCUCUUAAAGAUUUCGGUUCGGCAUUAAAGACCGAUGCCUAAAAAGCGACGAAAAACCGUAAUAAAACUUCUUCUUCCGUAUCAUCAAUUAAUCUUUAACGUUAAGUGAAUAAUGUCCGAAAGCGAUACCAGUCCCAGUUUAUUAAAUCUAAAGGAGUUCAGAAUUCAAAAGAAAUCCAAUUUUUCACACACACCUGACACUGUAAACAGUUGCUUGUCCACAUCGACAGAAAUCAGUCCUGUUCAUAGAAUAAAGCCGGUUCGGAAACGUAUACUGCCGAUCAGUGAAUCCGAUUCAGAUUGCGAGACAUCAGUAAAAAUGUCACAUAUAGAAAUCAUAGAGAUCGAUGACGACGAUGACGAUUACGGUGAUGCAAUCAGUUCAAUUGUUAUAAAUAAUGUCGUUUCGUUAAGCGAUAGCCAAACUAACGAGGAGUUCAUUCAAACAGACACAAACGGAAUUUCGACCAUAAAUCCUGAUUCGGUCAUCACCCCAAACACUGAGGAAGACACAAAUGGCACAAGCCGCUUGAAAAAAUCUGACUCCAUUAUAGAGAAAGAGAAACAGAUGCGAUUUCUACGUGAGAGGUACCCCUCAAUGGAGUCCAUGGCAAUUCACGACGUCCUUUCCAAACAUAAUUUUAAUGUAGAUAAUGCGAUUAAGGAAUUACAGACAUCUACCGGGUCAAACGGACCAGUCGACAGUUACGCGAAUUGGAAAGUGGAACAAGAGAAGAAGGAGGCCGAACAUAAAACUGAAGUUAAAACAGAGGGUGUACGUAAUGCAUUUAACCCGAAGAAAAGAUCAAAAAUCGGAGAGUUCAGUAAUACAACCAAGAAAAAAGCUAAACGGAUGCGCACCGAGGCAGUUAGUGAUGAAAGUGAUGUGGAGACGAACGAUUACAAGGACCGGCGAGUCUUCGAUAGUGACGAAGAUUCCGAUGUGGAAAUAAGUAAUCAUCUCACCAGUGAUAAGAAGAAAGUUUUGGAAUUUUUUAAUACUGCGAUACCGAGUGAAUUGCAGUUGAUGGCAACUUGUUCGAAAAAAAAGGCAGAUGUUCUUAUCGAAUUUCGACCUUUUAAUGAUUGGGUUGAUCUUGUGCAAAAAUUACAAGAGAACAAAAACCUGAACACUGAUCUACUAAAUGCGGCCCAAGAAGUCUUACUGACUCGAAGGAACAUACAACGUCUAAUGAAGUGCUGUAAAAAUUUGGCUCAGCAAAUGGAACGGGCGGUCGCUAAAGGCGCAGGCGUUAAGCAACAACCCGCAUUGUUGGACCCAUCAAAACAACUUACUGGCUACCAAAUGGUGGGUCUCAACUGGUUGGCGGUUUUGCACAAGCAGGGAGUCAACGGGAUUUUGGCCGACGAAAUGGGAUUGGGGAAGACUAUUCAGGUUAUCGCGUUUCUCGCGCAUUUAAAGGAGACUGGCGGUACUUUGGGCAUUCCACAUUUAAUUGUCGUUCCAUCAUCCACUUUAGAUAAUUGGCGAGUUGAGUUCGAAAGGUGGUGUCCCGAGCUGAAGGUGUUCAUGUACUACGGCACCACGGAGGAGCGAAAAAUGUACAGAAUUCAAUACUGGUCUAAGGGGAACAUAAACCAAUACGACGUCAUAUUAACGACGUAUUCGAUGGUCACGAACAGUUCGGAGGAGAGGAAGAUGUUCAAGGUGACCCAAAUGCAUUACGUAAUUUUCGACGAAGCGCACAUGCUAAAAAAUAUGAAUACUCAGCGGUACGAAAACUUAAUUCGAAUAAAGGCGAAAAAUCGUAUACUAUUAACUGGGACCCCGUUACAAAAUAAUCUAUUAGAAUUAAUGUCGCUGCUCAUCUUCGUAAUGCCGGACAUGUUCGCGGGGCGAAGUGACGAUUUAAAAAAUCUCUUUCAAAAAAAUUCGAAAGUGUCGAAAAUAACCCCAGAAGAGGAGCUGCCAGCGUUCGAAAAGGAUCAAAUCAAACAUGCCAAAGAUAUAAUGAAACCUUUUCUGUUGCGAAGAUUAAAGCAGGACGUUCUACAAGAUCUGCCGCAAAAGACUGAUGAACUGGUUGUGGUUCCCUUCCCUCCGACGCAGCUGGAGCAAUAUAAUAAUCUUGUAUAUCACUUCCAAAGCUUAGGAAAAGAGGAUACGAAUGCCAAUUCGUUUAGCGCGAUGACCGUGAUGUCUGACCUUCGCAAACUGAGCAAUCAUCCUUUACUGUUAAAGUAUUUUUACGAGUACGAGGACAUCAAAACAAUGGCAGGUAUUUUGGCGCGCUCGGCCACAUACAAGGAAACCAAUGUACAGUACAUAACCGAGGAUUUGCUGUGUAUGUCGGAUUUCGAGAUUCACACACUUUGCAAGCAUCAGCCGGUAAGACAAUUAAGUUUUCGCGCUGCUCGGCGUAAUUGUAAUUUUCAGGGUUUGAAUCAGUUCGAGUUGCCCGACAAUUUAAUUUUAACCUCUGGGAAAUUUUUAUAUCUCGAUAAGAAACUAGACGAAUUAAAAAGGGGGGGACAUCGUGUUUUAAUUUUUAGUCAGUACGUCAUCAUGUUAAAUGUAAUGGAAGAGUAUUUAACGCUUAAGAAUUAUUCGUAUUUACGUUUGGAUGGUAGUACGCCCGUGACUGUUAGACAGGAACUGAUUGAUCAGUUUACUAAUGAUCCCGAUAUAUUUAUAUUCCUACUUUCGACCAAGGCUGGUGGAUUGGGUAUAAAUCUCACCGCCGCCGAUACAGUUAUCAUCCAUGACAUCGAUUUCAAUCCAUACAACGACAAGCAGGCGGAGGAUCGAUGUCAUCGUAUGGGUCAACUGCGACCCGUGAAUGUAUAUAGACUGAUUUCAAAGGGAACGAUAGAGGAAGGUAUGUGGCAGAUGAACCAGGAGAAGCUAAAAUUGGAAAAAGAGGUUACAGCGAACGAAUCGGAAAACCCGGACGUGAAGAGCGUCGUGCGACUAUUGUCAUCAGUAUUAGGCAUCGAUAGCGAAAAGAUAAACGCUUUGGCGACCCCUCCUCAGACAAAUAAAAAAUCAUGAUAGCGUCGAUUAGUAGAAAUUUUCAUUUAGAAAAUAAUUGCAGUUGUGAUUCUUUUUUUCCGUUUCCAUUAGCUUUAGAUGCGUUUGUAAACUUAAUUAAUGUAGCGUACCUUUUUUUAUCAAAAAAAUAUAUUUUCUGUGAGGAAGGGA